AUGAAUAAUAGCACAAGCAUACUCAACACAGCAGAACAAAGAGUGGUACUCAAUUUUGAUUUUAAAAACAAAGAUGAAGCGGUUCGAUUAUUCGCACAACUUUUACAGCGCUGUAGAGAUUUAGAAGGUGAAAAUAAAAGACAAGAAAUUGUUACAAACCUUUCAGGAUUUGAUUUCCCUCAAAAAUUAAUUGAGGAUGCCAAAAUUUAUUUAGAGACGACAAAUUUUGUUAGUGCUUUUGAAAGUGAUAUUUACGGUGUAACAAGUGGAAAUAACGGUGUAACAACUGGAAUUGCUAUAAAUAACGGUGUAACAAAUGGAAUUGCUAUAAAUAAUAACGAUGUAACAAGUGAAAUUGAAAUUAACAAUGAAAUUAAAAGUGAAAUUAAAAGUGAAAAUAAAAGUGAAAUUAAAAGUGAAGCUACUACUAAUAAGUAA
Dentiscutata heterogama is the source of this 438-nucleotide messenger RNA. Lineage: Eukaryota; Fungi; Glomeromycota; Glomeromycetes; Diversisporales; Gigasporaceae. The record is from the annotation of a GenBank genome assembly.